CGUCGCUGUUUUUACCGGCUGCUCUCUGCUGCUGGCUUUGAGUCGCGCUUUGGACUUGGUAAAUGGAAGUUACCUGGCCUUGUCGCGCGCCAGUCUGCGCUUGAUAGCCAACGCAGCUGCCUCCGACUCGCAUUCGCAUUCGCACUUCGGCACAAUCUUGAUCGACAGUCUUAGUUGACAUUCGUGGCUGUUAUAUUUUUGGUUGAAAGCGUUAACUGGCGUGCUAGCAAAGCGGCUUAACUUAUAGAAUCCCAUUUGCUUUGCGAUUUAUCUAUCAAAAUGUCACUGGCCAAAUUCAAAACGCCUCUGGCAUUCCUCGGUCUCUGUCUCUGCCUCAGCUACAAAGUUCGCUCAGCAGUCGCAGCUCCAGCAGCACGCUAUGAAGACAAUCUCAUUGCAUAUCCCACUUCACCCAGCGAAGUUUUACCCAUUGAACCUCUCCUGAUUUAUCCCGAGACAAGAGAAGUCUACUACCAAGCACGCACACUGGAUGGCGAUGAAGAGCGCGACAUUAUCUUUGUGAAGUUGCUGAAGGAUAAAUCCAAUAGCUAUCGACCCAAGCUACAGCGUCUGGUCGAGAAGAAGGAGCAACGUCGCAAGGAGUUGAGCAUUAAGGACAUCUUCUUUGUGAAAGCACGAACCAAUGGACAAUUCAGUCACGAGCGUCUCAAGGUGUAUCGACUGCCGGAGUUCUAUGCCAUCAGCGUGUUUCGCAAUGAUGAGAAGUGAGAAGGGAGGAAGCUGAGGAAGAGGAAGCUGCAGCGAGAAUCGAUUGCAUUUUUACGAUGCAACAAAGUUGUUUUAAGUUCUUUAAGUGUAAGACGCUAUAAAUAAAUACCUCAAGAGUUGUUUUAAGUGCAAGCUGCGUUUAUUACUGUUAAUCACACACACGAGACACAGGCUCGUUAUCAGAACAACGACAAUUUACAUGCCAUUUCAAUUAUGCAUAACAAAAGGCAGCCGCCCCGCCGUCAAUUUCGUUGAAAGAUGGGCGUCAACGUCAGCGCCAGAAUCAGCGCCAAACAUCUCUCUCUCAGUCUCCUCACUUCACCAACUUCAACUUUACGCAUUUUGCGACGGGUUCACGUCAAGCGGCAAUUAAUAACUGUCAGUCAAUUGGUAGCUACAAC
Molecule: messenger RNA, 1130 nt
Organism: Drosophila albomicans
Lineage: Eukaryota; Metazoa; Arthropoda; Insecta; Diptera; Drosophilidae
Exons: 2
Coding region: 280-729 (149 amino acids)
Source: RefSeq, a predicted model, not a curated record